AGAACAUCAUAACGUUGUGGUACCUAUUUUAUAGUCACUAAUAACUAACUGAUUAAUACAUGUUAACUGUUGAUAUUUUGAUUCUCUCUCCUUAUUUUUUACUCUCGUGCCUAGGUUAAGUUUCAAUAGUGAAUUUUAAAAGACGCUGUGAAAAUGAUUGCCACACAAAUUUUUACGGUUGUAUUAAUUUCUUUAGUCUAUCUUAUAACCUGUCCAGCUACUGCAACUGGCGAUGCAACGAAACCAAAUAUGAAACAAUUUGCUGUUGUAAAUAAUAAACCAGAAGAUCCAACCACAGUCGAAGAAGAAUUGAAUCAAUCAGAGUCAGUGAAAACAUCAGUUCCAACCAAAAUUCGUCAUGUGGUGACUAAAUCCAUUGGUUUAUUUUUUUGGCCCUUAAGAAAAUCGUGGAAUGUAAUGAAGAACGUAAUCAUUCCGUUACGUAAAAAUAUGUUCGAAAAACAAACGCCGACUAAGAUUGAGAAAGAUUAAUAACGACAUAGAUGACGUGAUUUAAAAUAAAAAUUAUUCCAGUUUCAGUUAUUUUACAGCUAUAUUAAAAUCGUUAUCAUUUAUUAAAAACAAA
Molecule: messenger RNA, 586 nt
Organism: Acyrthosiphon pisum (pea aphid)
Lineage: Eukaryota; Metazoa; Arthropoda; Insecta; Hemiptera; Aphididae
Source: RefSeq, marked predicted